Molecule: messenger RNA, 1661 nt
Organism: Exophiala oligosperma
Lineage: Eukaryota; Fungi; Ascomycota; Eurotiomycetes; Chaetothyriales; Herpotrichiellaceae
Exons: 1
Coding region: 378-1010 (210 amino acids)
Source: RefSeq, a predicted model, not a curated record
CUGGUUAAUAUCACCAUUUCUUCGCCAUACAAUUGUACAGAAUACGUGGCGCUUGCCCCCAGAGACAAUACACCGCUGGAACGACGAGAACACAGGGGCAAGAACACUUUUCAUUAUCUGAGAGCUGGAGUUUCGUGCUCACCAAGGGAAGUACCAUCACGCUCCUACAAUCCCAAUAAUCAGCACAGUGCACCCCAGCACGACAUCCAGGCGAGCCACCCAGUUUUCACCUCCUAUUCACGUACCUCAUCGAGCAAGCAGAGUCGACGUGUCUACGUAUAUGAUGAGGAAGCUGAAUAUGGGGAAAUGGGGAAUACGUAUUUGUACAGAGAGCAAAGAGCGCCAAAGUAAAGGCAUGGAAAGAGCGACAUAACAGCAUGUACUCUAGCUAUGGCCAGGAACAGAUGAGAGAAGAACAAUCCGAAUACUCCAGACCACGAUCUUCGUCGACCACCUACAGGGCACCACGAAAGCCCAACUCUGCCACAAACCCUAGCGAAAAUGCAACGGAAGAGGACGCCAUCCGUGCAGGUAUCCCAGCCAGCUAUUCUAUCAAAGAUUGGGACUCGACAGAACGACCCAUCAUUCUACUAGGCAAGGUCUUCGACGCCGACUCUCUCGGCAGAUGGAUGUACGAUUGGACAGUCCAUCAUCACGGCGCGUCGACUCCUAUGGCCGACAUGGCUGGGGACUUGGUGCUACUGCUCAUCAAACUUGCAGGCACAAUGAAAAGAUCAGAGAGACGUGUCGAACGGAUUCGAAACGUUGAUGACCGGGAAGUGGUCGGUGAUUUCAUCGAUAGCGGCAACAGAUUGUGGGGAAGCUUCGAGGAGCUCCUCAAAGAGUGCGAACAUUACAUGUUGCAGGCCGCCAAGCGAGACGGCACAAAGACGAUGGGCAGAAAAGUAGGCACUGAAUUUGUCGAGUCCCCUCGAGUCGACGGAGAAGACCAUGAGCCAGGUCAGGCUUUGGAACAUGCGCUUCGAUGUCAACUGUUGGGAGACAUUUAGGCCAUCUGCUGCCUAGAAUCAAAGGCAAAAGGAUCUGGACAUUUAAAGUAUUUGACGCCACGUGACUUGCACAUUGGUUGCGAGUCUCCGCAUAAUGACAUCUGUGUUUCCAAACACUUCUAGUCGCCAUGGGAUACAUAGUGUUUGGGACUUCAGGAAUGUCUCUCGUUGAUUCAACCAUACUUGUCGGGCGUAAUAAGGGAGUCGACAAUGUCAUGGAGGAAGAGCUUAUCUUGCAGUGCUGGGACGAUCGUACAUUCACACCUCAGGAUCAAAAUUAGCUUAAUGCAAGGCCGGAAAGAAUCUUAACUGACCACCCAGUACGUUCUACAUCAUAGACAAGUUGAGGACAUAAAGCGUUCAGUGCGCGAGAAGUGCACUCUUUGAUAGAGUCCAAACAAUCCUCAGAUUUCUUGCAACAGAGGAAACAUGUUAUUGCAACUUGAAAGAACGUAUGGCCUGGGAAGGGAGAUUGCCGGAAGGCUGCGACUCCAGUUCUGAGUGAUAGAGUAUGGUAUUCGACCUGUACUCUCAAAGCAACACUAGGGUACGAAGUUAUCUCGAGAAUCCUAUCCAUUUGAGCUCCGGUUUCAAGUGAUGUGUUAUUUGAAGGAUAUUGAAGUAGGACUGGAUAAGCAGCUUGGAAUAUAA